This is a messenger RNA of Plasmodium knowlesi strain H, 1857 nucleotides long. RefSeq names its product inner membrane complex protein 1j, putative. The transcript has a single exon. The record is from RefSeq and is a predicted model, not a curated record. Bases 1 to 1857 code for a protein of 618 amino acids. Lineage: Eukaryota; Apicomplexa; Aconoidasida; Haemosporida; Plasmodiidae.
AUGGAGCGAAAACAAUGCGCGCUUUUUUUUAGAGACUGCUGCCAAGAAAGGAAUGAUGCGCCUGAGAAGAGGAAGGACCAAGGCAGUGCACAGGAUGAAAUAUACUACGAAGGGGAACCCCAGGAAGUGUAUGAAGAGAGAGAAGAAAGACCAGUAAUAAACGUAAAGGGAGACCAAGCAGUAUUUAACAUACCAGUAUAUCAAGACAAGUAUAUCAGGGACAAAAUAAUCGAGACGAAAAAAUAUGAAGUCCAAGAUGUAUUACAGCCAAAACAUUACACACAAGAAACAAAGCAUGAUGUGCCAACAGUUGAAUUGUUAUUUAAAGAAAGAAAAGUUAACAUAUCUCAAGAAAAACUAGAAGAAAAACCAGUGGAAGUUGAUAUGCCAAUAGGAUAUACUCCUAUAUUUUCUCCCAUUUGGGAUGUCAGAGAGAUACCUAGGGUCAUACCAAAAUAUCAAGGAGAGCAAAAAGUAAUUCAAGUUGAAGUUCCACAAAUUAAAUACAUAGACAAAUUUGUGGAGAAAGAAAUUAUCGUUGACGUAAAAGAAAAAAUAAUUCCUAAAAUUACUGAAGUCGAAAAACAGGUUGAUAUAGUUAAAUAUGAGUGGAAGCAAAAAUAUCAAGAUGUCCCUGUUUGUAAAUAUGUUCCUAAGAUAGAUAUCGAAUUGGAUUGCCCACCACCACUAAUUGUUCCUUAUCCUGAGGUCCACUUUCAAAAUACAUCCGAGGUUGUGAACCCUAACCAGCGAGCCGCGGACAUUCCCCCAGAGCUACUCCUCAGGAAUAGUUCCUUCUUCAAGGAUGGGUAUCAAAACACAGACGGAAUAAUAGACGAAGAAAACAAGAAAGGGAAAGAAGGCUACAAAUUUCUGGGAGGUUAUCAAAGCGUUCCUUAUGGGAGCACUUCGAACACGCAUGUAGACGGCUUGGUGAAAAAAUCCCUUUUGGAUGUCGCACGGCUCAGCUCAAAAAACGAGAAAAGCGAAACGCAGAGAAGGAUAUCCCAAGCGCUAACCCAUAUGGAAGUAAAAAAGAAAAAAAAAAAUAACAAAUGGCCCUUUUGCAAUUUUCCCAACUGUAAUGAAGUAGAAGAAAAAAAAUACUUGGAAGACUGUGACCCUAAGACUGGCUAUCCCCUAUCCAUGCCUAAAGACUUUGCUGCAUUUUUUGAAAAGGAUUUGAAUACGGUUAAGAAGCAAAUGGGACAAUAUACAGAUACCAAGUCCAAUCAAUCUAGUAACCUCAUGGAGAAGAGUCCCGUCAAUCCUACUAUAGAAUAUCUGGGAAAAAUUGACAAACCACCCAUUGAUGGAGGAAAACUAGAUUCUAUCUCUUUUAAGUUACAUGCUAUCGAAGUGCAUCAGUUCAUUCCUGUGCCAAGUCUUGCUAAACCCCAAUUUUUGGAUUUAGUACCACCUGAACAGGUUCAGAAUAAUGAUAUUUCGUCUCUUCAAAAUGUCUUUGGGCAAGUUCCCGAAGGAUGGGUAGACCCAAACAUCACGGGGUUCAUUGCGCCCAUGAUGUACGACGUGUUGCAGGGGAAUAUCCAACCACAGAGCCCUUUAUUUAACAAACUUAGCAUGGUGAAGGAAGACAGGGGUGUCUCUUACCCUUCCGUGCGCGCCACUCCAGACAAGGAAAAUACUAAUGGGAGCUACAAAGGUGGCAUCAGCUUGCAACGAGGUGGAGCAGAGGACCCCCUCCAAAGCACCGAUCCCCAUGAACACCUGCAUAUGGAGAAUACGCAUGGGUCCACGAAUAGCUUCGUCCACUACAAUAACAAUACCAAUACCAAUUCGUCUCUCAACUACACCAACGAGAAUGAGGAAUCGUACGAAACAGUGAUGAACUGA